Molecule: messenger RNA, 3735 nt
Organism: Hydatigera taeniaeformis
Lineage: Eukaryota; Metazoa; Platyhelminthes; Cestoda; Cyclophyllidea; Taeniidae
Source: the annotation of a GenBank genome assembly
ACACCAAAUCCAAAAACGGGGGGCUUUUGCGACCUCGGACCUGAGGAGCCACCGGAGAAGGAGUUCGAGAAAGCGAAGGCGCUCUUCCAGUCAAUCCAGCACGGCGGCUCGAAAAAGCACGAGGGUCUGGAGACGGACAGCCAAACUUGCACGCUGUACGAGCACAUGGUGGGCAUAGCCAAGUACAUACUCGAGCACCAGCCUGUUCAGGCGCUGGACCAAUUUGAAGAGCUCAGUCGCCUGGUAAAACGCGAGAUGGGUCUGGAGGACGAGUUUAUGAAUGCUGGAUUCACUGAAGCCCGCGAGGACGCUGUUGCUAAUACUAAAGGGCCCAAACCACCGGAAGUGGUUUUUGCUGAAGCUGAAAGAGCUAUCUAUCGCCAUCCUGAUCAUGUGUGGAACAAAUCACCCUUGGUGGAACCACCUCUUCCCGCAUCGUAUGCUAGCAACUUUGAGGAGGAUGAGGAAGAGAUGGCCGCUAUCCCAAACCUCUGCGAACAACUAUCGUUAAUCGAACAGUCUGGAAUAGGUCUGGGUGGAGAAGAGCUGACUCGAAUAGGUCUGGCUUUGCGCUUUCUGUGGAAAGUGCUCCAGGACAGUGUAACGAAAUUGCGCUUUUGGGGCAAGAUAUACGGCCAAAAGUCAGACUACUACAUUGUUGAGGCUGAGUUCGAGGGCGAUUCAGAACCUAUCGAUAAAAUCCCUGGGCCCUGGGAUAAGUGGCGCCUACCCAAGCCACCCAAAGUGAUACAAGAACAGGAUACGGAGGAAUUUAAAGGUGGAAGUCCUCUAGAGGAAAAUUUGAUUCUUAUCCGUAAACAUGAAGGUGGAAGAGGCACCACGAAGGUGGAAGUGGCCCAUAAACAGUUUCCUAUUGCAGCAAUGCUAUUGAAGGAAGAGACAGUGGCAAACCUACCUGUGGAAAAACGAGUGCUGAUAAAUCUGCCGAAGAAUAAGUUUAAACCACCUACUCGGUAUCCACGGGAGCCGAGAGGUAGAGGCCUGAAUCGAUGGGACUACUUCGUAUCCAACAGCCUCGGUGAUGACACAUGGGUGCGCCUGCCCAUUGUAAAGCCGGAGCACGUUGUAGCGGCUCGUCAAUCAAUCCACUUCUUCACUGGUGACCUCAACGCUCCUGUUGGCGAACUACCCUGCGGAGUGGGACCCUUUCCUGGACUCGAAGUACACUACCUUCGUGCCCAGAUUGCUCGCAUAUCCUCCGGCACUCAGGUUUCACCAGCUGGCGUUUUUGAGCUCGACGAGGAGGAUGAACCUGAAGAAGGCGAGAAACCAGAGAAUUUGCUGAUGGCCGAGGAGUACGAGCCUAUGGAGUUUGCCGAUCUGCUUGAUCCCUCAAACUGGGUCCACCACAGGCCUUUUAUAUAUUCAAUCGGACGUAUUAAUUGGUUGUCUAGCAAAAAAGCAGCAGCCGCAAUGAAGGCGAUCGAAGCUGAGGAAGAGGGUGAAGAUGAAGGCGCAACGCCACGGGCUGACAACGAUGAGGAAGCGAUGGAAGAGGAAGGAGAGGAAGAGGAGGAAGAAGAAGAAGAGGAGGAAGGACCCGAUCUUCUCACACCGGUAGACGAGGACAACCCAUUGAAGCCCCUUGGGCGGGUUGGCGAGUCGUUUCUUGGCCAUCUUAACUCUGCCCCUGCGUCUGCCUGGAACGUCCGUCCGUCAACUGUCCUCUUCCCCGUCAAUUGCGCCAUAGCAGUUAUCAGCAGCUCCAGGUGGCCUGGAGCUUACGCCCUCUCUCGCAGCACCAACUUCGUCAAUAUUUACCUUGGUUGGGGGAACAAGUUCUUAGGAGCCAGCUACCAGCCACCGAGGUUGCAGCCACUGUCAAAAGAGUUUGAUGAAGAUGCUGUGGGUUUAAAGGAGACGAUGGAUCCAACAGUCCAGCAAGAAGAGGAGGAGCGUUUGCGGAAGGAGGCAAGGCGAAACAUGGUCGAUAGUGCUUCUGAGUUGGAUCUUGAAUCCGACGCUAGCUCCAUUGAUGGCCACACAGGAAGAUGUGAACAAUUGCAGCGACAAGUAGAGUUACUGCAGCAACAAAAUCGGAUGCUUAAAACAGAGGUUGAUCAACUUACUCUACGAGUGAAGGGUUUGGCUGAAAAGAAUGAACAACUCCGAAGAAACAGUGUUUCCAUUUUGGCACAGGCUGAGAGGGAGGAGGAAUACAUAAGCAAUACUCUUCAGCGACAAAUCUCAGAGUUAAAGAAAGACAAGGAAUCUCUCGUGGUUAAGUUUGAAGAGGAAGAGGAGCGACUUAUCAAUGAGCUAAAUCGUAAACUAACGCAGCUGCAAAAGGACAAGGAUAAGCUUGAGCGGACGCUUGCGAAAGAGCAAGAGGCUCAGGUGAAUAAGUUGAAGCGUCGAAUCGAGAGACUUGAAAGCGAAAGUGAAUGGAAGCAACAGAUUUUGGAUAAGUUGAGGCGUGAUAAAAUAGAGCUUGAAAAUGCCUUGGAACAGGAACAGGAAGCCCUUGUCAACAGACUUUGGAAGAAAAUGAAAAAGCUGGAGGAUGAAAAACGCAUUCUUCAGGAUAAGCUUGAGAGUGUCAGUGCUCCUCCAUCGGAGAGUCCCAGCGUGCAAAACAUAUCUGCAGUAGCGGUUGGUGGUGCAAACCAAACGCAGCAUUUGGCCUCUAUCCCGAUGGCUUUUAUACAAACCAGUCAAAAUCGUCACUCUGCGGGUGGUUCUUUGCGCGGCUCCCUGCGCAUCCCUACUACAGAUGCGCUCGGAAGGAGCAGUUUUGACAGCUUCGAGUCGAGUGGGUGUCAGUCAGAUAACGCUGGGCAGUCUCCCACUCAUUCGGGAGCCAGGGGCUCCCUCACUUCCUCGAUUAGCCCGCGUCCAUCCCAAAGCCCCAUGGAACUUGAUGUAAGUUUGGAAUUUCGUCGAAUUCACUCAACUCGAUCUCACUGGAAAAUAUCAUUUAUAGAUGCCAGCUUGCCAACAGGCAGCCUUGUGCGUUCAGAUAGCUCUCAGUCCGGAAGUCGCUCACAUCGCAAUAGCUUUCAACCCAGCAACGCUUCAGUAGCCGAGUUGACUGCUGAAAGCACAGUUGCCGGAGCCGCGUACGUGGCAAAGCUGCGUGAAGAGGUCAUUCGAUUACGUCGCAUUGUCGCUGUUACUCAGGCUGAGCAGGUUCUUCGUUCGAACCAGGAGCGUUCAGCCAUGGACGAGAAUGCUCGACUGCGCCAACUGUUGGAGGUUGAGGUGGAUCGCACAAGGGCUCUUACACGAGCCCUCAGCGAUAGCGAGUCUAGUCUUGAGAUUGAAGAUGAACGGUGUUACAAUGACGCUAGGCGCUUCGCGACUUCAUCGAUUCGUUUACGCACUACCUCCGACGGCUGCCCUUCACCCUUGGUGCAGGGACCCUUCUUGGGUCCGGGCCAUGCCUACGCCGCGGCCGUUUUUCAGGGUCGUAACAACUCGGGCCGCGUCUGUCGAGAGUGUGGUCAACCUCUUCCCCCUUACAGGGCGCCUUAUCACUGUGGUGCCGUGACACCCCCACCCUCGUCACCCUCUCCUGGUUCUUUUGUUAAACCUUCGCCCCAUAUUCGACCUCCGCACUCAAUUAGACAGUCAAAUGCUUCCGCCACAGUCACCACCACCGGUUGUGUUACAUCCGCUGCAAACGUUCCCACCAGACACUCCGCCAACACCUCUGAAGGAGAGGAGGAGGACGAUGAGCGCUCCAAGACUCCACCCGCCAGCAUGACAGACUAA